GGUAUCGGCGCGAAGCCCACGGGCGACUUGCUUGCACUUUGGCGUUUUUCUUGGUUUUCCUUUCAGCUUUCUUCUCUUCUCUUCUCUUUUCUUCUUGCCCUGUCGGGGUUCUGGUCUCUGGGGCCAGGCUGCGUCGGGUCCUCGUGCCCAGCAGUUGGGGGGCAGCGCGUCUGCUUCCGAUUGAACUUUGCGCGCGGAGGUCUGCUGGAUGUGCGUCUUGUUGCGCUGCUACUUUUACUGCAAGCUAGGUUUUAUGAAGCAUGCGCUGCCCCAGGGCGGAGAUUAACCUGCUGGUAGAUGCGUUUUCAUCUCGCCCCGUGCCCUUCUCGUCGCAGAGUCCCACACUAGACCCACACACCCGCAAUAGCAUUUGAAGUAUAAACAAAGAGUAUACUAGAGACUCUACAGCGGCUAACGGCGCACGAACACAAUUGACGCGUAGAUUUUUGACCCCUUUGUGACGUGUGGAGGGCGGUGCGUCGCUGUAUAGGAUACAGAUAAACAUAGACCUACCACUAUCGUAGAAGGCGAGACCCAGAGUGUUGCUAGGAGUGCUCCGGCGCUGUUGUUGGAAAUGGCGGACGCCGAAGGGCUUCUGCUGCUGAGGGCCGGCGGAGCCGCUGCCGACGGCCACGGCAGGGUGCAGCACAGUACUGCUGACAUCAAUGACAACGGCAAGCGGCAGCGUGAGGACCCGUCAGACGAGUAUGAGAAAGUGAGGCAGCUCCAGCCCCCAUCGGCGUCGGGCGGCAGCGCCGCAGCGGCGCCAUCAGGACAGCACAUGAUCAACGGCAAUGGUGUUGAGGUUAUAGUGGUGUCGGAUGAUGACGAGGACCAGCAGGACGACGCCGCCGCCGCCCAACAAGAGCAGCAGCUGCUGCAGGCGAUCGUCAACGGCGGCCCUGGCCCCAGCAGUAGCAACAACCUGCCGCCCGCUGCAGAGGCGGCCAUGGCGCGACAGCAGCUAGCUGCCCUGAAGCGGCAGCUAAAGUCCACGCAACAUGACCUCAUCAUGGCGACGCGGGAUGCAGCCCGUUGGCGACAGGAGGCGGAUUACCAGCUAGCAUGCAGUACAAUCAGCAAUAUCAGCAAGGAUCACCUAGAUAGGCUUCAGGCGCAGCAGGCGGCACAGCAGUGGGGCGGCGAGCAUCCCCAGCAGCAAGCAGCUCAGCAGGCGGCGGCUGCACGUGCUGCUGCUCCUAUGCCUGCCGCCACAGCAGCAAUGGGGCGCCGUCAGCAGCACGAGCUGCAGGCGGCGGCAGCACAAGUGGAGGCAGCGGCUGAAGCUGAGCGGCAGGCCCGGGAGGCGGCGGAGAGCCGGGCAGCGGCGGCGGAGAGCCGGGCGGCGGCGGCGGAGAAGCAGCUCGCGGCGGCUCGCGUGGCCGCGCGGGCGCACUGGCUGCAGUGGCGGGCGGCAAGUCACAGGGCGCAGGCGGCGAGGGUCGGUGCAUCCGAGGCAUCGAACCGCGCGCUUAAGGCGGAGGUGCGUGUAGCUGCGGCAAAGCAGCGGCUGCUGGUCACGGCUGCUUCUGCAGCCGCCAGCCAGCGCCGUAGAGAGCUGGAGGCAGCGUUGGCGGCGACCGCGACUGCCGUGGCCAAGCAGCGAGCCCGGGAGGCAGCGCUAGCAGCGCAGCAAGUAGCGGCGAGCCAGGAGCAGAGGCUGGCGGAGAUGCGCACCGCUGCCGAUGCGGCACAGCGCGAUGUGGAGAGGCUGGAGGCGCAGGUCGAGUCGCUGACAGCAGCAAAGCGGCAGAGCGCCCUGGAGGCAGCAGCCUCCAUACGUGCCCUGCAGGAAGAGCUGCGGCAGCAGGAGGCCGCGGUGGCUUCGGGGCGUGAGCGCCGGGCUGCUGCGGAGGCUGCAUCCGGCGCCCUUACGGCGCAGGUGGCGGCCUUGCAGGAAGAGCUGCGGCAGCAGGAGGAGGCCGCGGGGGCCGCCACGGCGAUUGCUGCGGGGGCGGCUGAGGCAGCGGCGCUGGAGCUGCUGGAAACCAGGCGGCAGUGCGAAGCAGCGGAAGCCGCCGCGGCAUCAGCAGCCGCCGAGGCAGUGGAGCGGGAGCUGGCGGGGUUCCGGUUACAGUUGCGAGCCGCGGCCGAGCAGCACCGCGCCACCACAGAAGCCCUUGCCGGGCAGGUGGCGGCCCUGCAGGAAGAGCUGCGGCAGCAGGAGGAGGCGCUCGGUGCUGCGACGGCGAAUGCAGCGGCAGCGGCCGAGGCGGCUGCGCUGGAUCUGCUGGCGGCUAGGCAGCAGCUGCAGGACGUCCGGGCUGCAGCUGCCGCCGUAGACGUUCAGGUCCGCAACGAGCGGUCGCGUGUGGCGGAGCUGAACGGCCAGGUGCGUCAGCUGCAGGGGGUGCAGGUGGAGCUGCGGUCUCAGUUGGCGACUGCACAGCAGCGGGUGACUCAGUUGGAGUCGGAGGCGGAAGCGCUGCAUGAGGAUAUUCGCAACGCGGUGCGGCGGGCGCUGCGACAGCUGCAGGCGGCGGCGCUCGAGACGGACGCAGCUGCAGCAGAGCUUGCUCAGCAGGCGCAAGAAGGCGUUGCACAAGUGGAGGCGGAGGCCCAGCGCAUGCGCCAGGACGCGCAGCAGGAGCUGCAGCAGCAGUUGCAGGCAGCACAGGCAGAGGUGACGAAGCACAGGCAGACGCAACAAGAGUUGCAGCAACAGUUGCAGACGGCACAGGCAGAGGUGACGAAGCACAGGGAGACACAACAAGAGUUGCAGCAACAGUUGCAGGCGGCACAGACGGAGGUGGCAGAGCUCAGGGGGACGCAACAGGAGUUGCAGCAAAAGCUGGAGACGGCAGAAGGCGCCGUUCUCACUGCAACUACCAACUCCCAAAUGGCAUAUGACCUGGUGCAAACUAUGCACGCGGAGGUGCAGGCAGCAGCAGGGCUCCGGGCGGCAGAGCAUCAGCUGACGCAGCAGCGUGACGCAGCAGCGCAGGAGGAGGUAGCGGGGCUGCGGGCCGCACAGGAGCAGCUGACCCAACAGCUGCAGUCGGCGCAGCAGCAGCUCACGCAACAGCAAGAGGCGGCGCAGAUGGAGGCGGCAGGGCUCCGGGCGGCGCAGCAAGAGCUGCAGGGACAUCUGGAGACCGCGGAACGCCUUGCCAGCACUGCAACUGAAAAUUGGCGAGUGGUGAAGAACCAGAUGAAAGCGGAACAGGCGCGGGCGGCAGAGCUGCAGGCGCGGGCGGCAGAGCUGCAGGCGCAGCUGGCGGGCGUGAUUGAGAGGGCGAAAGCUGAAGCUGAGACCGCCAACGUUCAACGGCAGGCACUGGAGGCUGCGUGUGAUGAGAGGGUGCGUCGGGAGGCGUCGGCCGCCAACCUCCACCAUCGGUUGCUGCAGGCAGCGGUGGAGUCGCUGCGCGGGCAGCUGAUGGCAGCGGGACUAGUGCCGGCGCCGGUGCCGCCUGACACUGUGCAGCGUGUGCUGGACGGCGCGGCGGGCGCCACGGCUCCUAACUCUGCUGGUGGCGGUAGUGGUGGGGCCGGGACACAGCAGCACCCAAUUUUCGUAACACUGGGUGCACAGCAGCAGUGGGUGAUGCAGGGACGGGGUGCGCCGCCACAGCAGCAGCAGCAGCAGCAGCAGCAGGCGGCAGAUGGUGGUGCUACAGCCGCAGCCAUCAGCGGUUCGGCCAUUGGCAUACAGGUCAUUCGGCUUGGGGGCCGUGCCGCUGCUGGCCCGGUGGUGGGUGGGCAGGGUGGGAGGCAGGAGGGGGGCGAGGCGGCCCCGCAGCAGUAUGCAGGGGGGAAACAGUAGGGGAUUCGGGGCUGUGGGGGGCAGGGCUAUCAGGGCCGUGCCUGAGAGGAUGUGCGUACGGGAAGAGGAGGGCGUAGAGGGCGGAGUGUACUAUCUAAUAUGUAUGUGUAAUCCGGAAGAGGUAGGGGUCGCGCGCGUACUGUGCAACCCUGGUAACGGCCGCCGUGCAAACUAACACCGAGCCCGCCGCAAGUAGCAGUGUCCACUGAUGAGCGGGCUAAGCGGGCUUCUUAGUUUGCAAGACUAGACUAUAGGAGCAAUCAAGUGUCGUGUCUGGUUCAUUCAGGGCGCAUGCGACGGCACGGACAUACAUUGCCAGAGCCCAUCCAAUAUGUCAGUUAUACAUGUGGAGUGGGGCUUUCAGCGAGAUAGUUCCACUGCUGAUGAAUGAGGUGGAACCGUCCAGGCUUGCAGCAGCGUGUUGGGUCACGAUGACUCAUGCAUGAGCGUAAGCGUGCGUGGUUUCCGUGGGUGUGCUGUGUUCCUCUUUCGCAGUGCUUGAACGUGUAUGCGGGGGGGUUGGGGGUGUAAGCGAUCCUGUCAUCCUGGGAUGCGUUUUGUGACUGCUUACAAUUGGUAUCGAGACCGAAUAGCGCAUAACUGCGAUACGGCCUCCGAGGUCGCAAGGUCGAUCCGCGCCAAGCGCGCUUAUCUCACAGUCACGCACCGAGCUUAAACAACGGCAAGCCCUUGUACGCGUUGAGUGCUUAACCCGCUGACCGCCGCCAGCAAAAAUGGGUUCGAGGACGCACCCUUCUAAGGGGGGGGAAUGUAAGCGAUCCUGUCAUCCUGGGAUGCGUUUUGUGACUGCUUACAGGGGGUGGAAUGGAUUCGGGGGUGACUGAUUUUAAGGAGGCGGGUUGGGACGGAGCAAGAUGGCGCAGGUGGCUAACGUUGUGCAAGGGUUCAGCAGCUCCGAACAACUCCAAUUUUGCCUGCGCAGGUGCUCCCAUCUGCUGGGUGCGGAUGGUGGUUGCUUUGCCUAGUAUUACGGUACGGUACCGUAUGUGCUCCGGGUUUAUUUGUUGGGGUUUCAGGCAGUGGUUUAAUCUUGCCGCACUUGUUUGGCUUCCUCAACCUGUUCGAUAGCCUCUAAGUUAACGUUCGAUGCCUCUGUGUGCCAGUAUGCGCGUUGGGGGGAGCGAGAAGUGCUAGCUGCGAGCUUCCCUUCCAUACCUCACCGUACAUGGUAACCAUGGCCGGCGGAGGAAGCAGCGCACACACCCACACACAACUAUCGGUUCUGGACACGCACAUGCCAUGGCAGGAUGCCCUGCUAUUAGGUACGUACUGGUCUGGUACUUGCUGGGUAUGUACUCAUGUGGGCGGAACACCCGCCAAGAUGAGACACAAUAGAUGAGAGGCACGGCCGAUGGCGCCAAGUUACCGUACUGCGCUUAGGGUUUGAAGUUUUAAGGGCGCCGGAAUUAUUUGUUUGGGUUUUUAAUUUUUAAGGAGCGCGGCGCAGCCACACCAGAAUUAUUUUCAGUUUUUAAGCGCCGUGCCGCCCGAAGCCUUCCGAAGCACACAGACACGGGCAAAACGCAUUCGCAGGCUCACCGCGUGCGCUGGUCAGCCAUUCGUAGCCGUACCAUCUGCACUGAAGCUGUUUUCGGCUUGAGACCCCCACAGAUUCCCACAGAUCUUCAGGAGCCCCGCAGGGAGAAUUAUUUAUAAUUUUUAGACUU
Molecule: messenger RNA, 5454 nt
Organism: Chlamydomonas reinhardtii
Lineage: Eukaryota; Viridiplantae; Chlorophyta; Chlorophyceae; Chlamydomonadales; Chlamydomonadaceae
Exons: 2
Coding region: 575-3766 (1063 amino acids)
Source: RefSeq, a predicted model, not a curated record